UUGAAGCAGAACAACAGCAUUAUGUUAUGUUCAUCUUCAAGACGAUCUUCUUUCUUGUUGUUACUGUGAUUCUAACAGAUUGGUGAAAGUUUAAUUGAAUUAUUAUUAUAAUAGUAUAUAGAACUAUGGAUUGAAAUAACUGUGAAUUGUAGUUUUAGAACCAACCUUUUUCGUAGAAAUUUAUCUCAUAGUUAUCAUAAUUCAAGAGCACUAUGAAGUGGUUAGCCACUGUGGUGUUGUUAGCCAUGAUGCUGGAGAGCAUCGUGGCACCUCCUGUCAUUGAAAAGAAAGAAGAUAAAAAAGAAGAGGAGAAGGAUAAAAACGCUAGAUUUGAAGACAUGGGGAUAGAAUACAACAGAUAUUUGGUUCAAGUAGUAGAGGCUCUAGAAAGUGAUCCAGACUUCCGAAAGAAAUUGGAGAAUGCAACAUCUGAAGACAUUCAGUCUGGAGAUAUUGCUCAUGAACUGGACUUUGUCUCGCACAAUGUCCGAACAAAGCUAGACGAGCUGAAGCGCAUAGAGUUGGAUCGGCUGCGGAAGUUGGCUCGGCAAGAGUAUGAGCUGGAGAACGACAUUGACACCAAACACAUGAAAAUAGAUCCUGGACAUGUUGACCACACCAACCCUCACACGUUUGAGAUUGCCGACUUGAAAAAACUCAUUGCAAAGACAUCUGAAGAUCUUGCGGAGGCCGACAAAAAGAGACGCGAUGAGUUCAAGACGUAUGAGAUGGAGAAGGAGUUUGAAAAGAACCAGAAACUCAAAGAACUCGAUGAGGACAAGAGGAAGAAGUAUCUCGAGGAACUUGAGCAGCAGAAGUUGAAACACAAACAACAUGAUCCGGUACCGCUGCACCAUCCCGGCAGUAAACAACAGUUAGAAGAGGUGUGGGAAAAACAAGACCACAUGGAGCAAGAAUUUGAUCCCAAAGCUUUCUUCUUCAUGCAUGACUUAGAUGGCAACCAAGUGUGGGAUGAAGCAGAAGUGAAGGCAUUGUUCCUCAAAGAGUUGGACAAACUGUACCAAGCAGGAGCACCAGAGGACGACAUGCGUGAACGUGCUGAGGAGAUGGAGCGCAUGCGUGAACACGUCUUCCGGGAAGCGGAUCUCAACCACGACAACCUCAUAAGUUACCAAGAAUUCCUGGCCCAGACUAAGAAGCCGGAGUUUGAGCGAGACCCGGGUUGGGAACCUCUAGACGAGCAGCAGAUCUACACUCCGGACGAGUAUGCGGAAUUUGAGCGGCGAAGACAACAGGAGAUCGAGCGGCUCAUACGAGAGGGCAAGCUUCAACCACCUCCCAUGUAUCACGCACCUCCACCUCCAAAUUAUUACCCGCCCCAGGGAUACCACCCUAACCAGGUGCCAUACCAGCAGCAGCCUCAGGCAUACCAACAACAGCAGCUCCAUCAACAACAACAACAACAUUACCAGCAACAACAGCAAACUGCUUACCAACAACAGCAACAGUACCAACAACAGAAUCCCCCGCACUACCAGCAACAACAGUAUCAGCAGCAACCGAUUGGUAAUCCACAGCAACAACAACCUUACCAACAACAACAGCAGUAUAUUAAUAAUCAACAGCCGGUUGUUAACAGCCAACAACAACCAGUUAUGAACAAUCAACAACAACCGGUUAUGAACAAUCAACAACAACCGGUUAUGAACAACCAACAACAACCAGUUGUGAACAACCAGCAACAACCAAACUUGAACAACCAGCAACAACAGCAACCUGUUAUGAACAAUCAACAACAACCGGUCAUAAACAACCAACAACAAAUGUCCAACAAUAUACCACAACAGCAACCGGUUGUCAACAGUGUUCCUCAGCAACAACAACAACAACAACAACCACCGAAUGUCAACAAUUUCCAGCAACAGCAGGUUCCCAAUAGCAAUUCUCAGCCGGUUAACAUACCACAGCAACCCAUGGGAAAUAGUAUUCCAAAUCAGGGUAACAUUCCUCAACCGAAUGCUGCGUUGAAUUCAAACAAUAUUCCAAAAGUUGCGUCUAACUCGGGCCCAGUUUUAAACAGCAUACCUCAAGGUCCAAAGUGAAGAUUGGAUACAAAAUUAUGAAGAUUAAGUUAAUAUAUAUAUAUUAAUGAAUCUCUGUAACCUAUAUUACUUCAGAUUUUUUAAUUGAUAAAAACAUUCUUUAUAGCAAAGUAUUAAUAACCAAAUUAUUCUUUUUAUUUCUAAUAUUUCAAAGUGUUUUUCUUGAAUUACAUUUAGUUACAGGGAUAACGUUUCAAUAGUAUACCAAUUUUUGUAUUGUCUAGAGAUUUUUUUAUUAAUUUUAUCUUUUGUUACAAAUUUAGAUGCAAAAAAGGUUACUAUUAUUGGUAAUUACUAAAUUGUGUUAAUAUUGAGAGUCGGAUCUAGUAGUUUUGUAUAAAUCAAUCUGUAUCAUAGUAAAUUUGUAAAAUACCAUAUUAAUAUUUAGAUCUCUACUAAACAAGGCAUUCCUUUAUUAGCAUUUAUGAAAUAAAUUGUAAAAUUAUUUAGUAAUAACUACCUCUUUUUUUAUUCUGUGGGGUCAUGAAAAAGUAAAAAUUAACUUUAAAUAGAUAUUAUCUUACCUUAAAAAAAAUCCAAAUUUGUGGAUCUAUGCAUGAUAACUAACUACUAAGUAUUAGGAGUCCUUGGAGCCUAGAAGUUCUAACUCUUACACAACUAAACAAAUAGAAAGACAAUUUCUAAUCUCACAGUGCACUAGAUAUUUAAAUUACAAUUACUUUGGUAUUUGAAACAAAUAUUUUGUAAUGGUAGUAUUCAAAUAUCUCUUUUUUUUUCAACGCCAGUGGCAUUUCACGAGAGAGUUACGAGAGAUAAAUGUUUAGUGGAUGUGCCGGGGAUUGAACCCGUCCCUCCCGCACCGAAGUCCGAGAUGUAAACACUAAUAAUUAACUCUUCAGCAUCUGUUUGAAAUAAUCCAAGAUGGCCGCUAGCCUCAAAGGACUCUUAAGUACCUUUGCAAAGAGCUUAAACAAGUCCAAAGUUCAACUAACAAUUUAUUAGUAUGUAUAUAUAUAGUUGUAUUAUAAUUUACUAUGUAAUAAACCAAAUGUGUAGUUUAAUGUAAAAGGCUCUCUUUUGUGAUCAAAAAAUCUUUUCUUGUUAUAUUAAACUGUUCUUUUUUAACAAUUCUAAAGUUACCAAUGGACAAUUUAAAAAGUUUAAGUUCACAUAGGUAAUGUUAAAAUGAAAUGUAUGUUUGCAAUGUGAUUGAUGUUAAUUAACCGUGCUGUUUGAUAAUGGAUCAAAAACUAUUUAAUAAAAUUACUAACUGCUAUUAUAACAUCUUGCUUAUGAUUAAAAGUAAAAAAACAAAACUAAUAAAUUGAAUGAAAUAUUUUCAAAACUUUGCAAGUAUGUGUGAUGAUUUGCAGUGAGUGCAGUGAGUUAUAGUAUUAAUCUAUGUACAAUGGUUGUGUGAAUAUUUUAUUUUUGCUCAAUUUCAGAUAAUAAUUAAGACUGCAACAAAAUUCUAGAACAAUUUUUUAACUGUUAUAUGAAAUAGGCUUGAAAUAGGCUCUUAACUAUUAACGUUUGUGUAAUAGUUCUUAACAGUCUUAGUUUGUGUUGAAGAAAAGGGUUUCUUUAAUUUAAUUAAGCUUAAGAAUUUUGAAUGGAUCAAAUUAAAUAUAUAUUGUUAUUCAAGAAA
Molecule: messenger RNA, 3672 nt
Organism: Macrosteles quadrilineatus (aster leafhopper)
Lineage: Eukaryota; Metazoa; Arthropoda; Insecta; Hemiptera; Cicadellidae
Gene: NUCB1
Product: nucleobindin-2
Exons: 10
Coding region: 213-2063 (616 amino acids)
Cellular component (GO): endoplasmic reticulum-Golgi intermediate compartment; extracellular exosome
Molecular function (GO): calcium ion binding
Source: RefSeq, a predicted model, not a curated record